This is a messenger RNA of Triticum aestivum (bread wheat), 1218 nucleotides long. RefSeq lists its product as uncharacterized. The transcript is spliced from 6 exons. The record is from RefSeq and is a predicted model, not a curated record. The coding region runs from base 220 to 1218 and encodes 332 amino acids. NCBI's taxonomy places the organism in Eukaryota, Viridiplantae, Streptophyta, Magnoliopsida, Poales, Poaceae.
CUAACCUCGUUCGGCCAAUCAGCGGCGGCAGAGGCCAUAGGAGGGAUGGGUCACCAGAAGAGGAAGAGGAGGACACCAAAGCUUGACGGCGGAAGGGCCAGGGCUUCCGAUGGAGAUCUGGAGCGUGAAGCAAGGGGAGAUUCAGAUCAGAUCGGGAUCAUCAGCGCUGAUUCGGGUGAGGCCUGAGCGAAUAGCGAUCAUCUCGUGAAGAAAACAAAGAUGAUCCGCGACGGUGAUCGGCUGGAUGAGGAGUGCAAGGGCCGGACGGUCUACCUUGUGGCAUGCCACUGGGACUUGUCUAUGUGUACCACGCCGUACAACGUGUACAAGAUGGACCUCGCUUCCUCUUCCUCGUCGGCAAUGGCGAAGCGUCUGCACGCAGCCGGCAGCCUGCGCGCCCACGCGGGCGGCAAGUCCUUCAUCUCCUUGCGGUCGAGGCGCCGCUCGUGGAUCGUCGGCGUCGGGGGCGACUCGGGCGAGGUCAUAAUCUUCGACACCAAGUCGGCGAAUCCGGAUAAGGCUGUCAUCCACGGGCCGAACCUCAUGUCCGCCAAGCGGUGCCCUGUCCUCACGGCCGUGGGUGACAAGAUUUAUGCGUUCUGCAAGAGACCCUCCUGGACAUCAGAUCCCGACUUCCCGCCAUGGUUCGAGGUGCUUGAUGUUUCCAAGGCCAGAGUAGUCAGCGACGGCGGCCUCCAGCGCCUCAAGGGGUGCUCCUGGAGCAGCCUACUGAUUCCGCCGUGCAUCCCAUGGAAGCUCAAACCUUGGGAGUACUACAUCUCUCUGCCGUGUACAAUGCUCACGUCCUAUGUGCUGGUUGCUCCCUACAUAUUGGUUUCAUACGAUCAGCCGUCGUGGGGCACACAUGCAUUUGACACGAGUGGCACAAGAUCCACGACACUCCGCUGCCUUUCGUCGGCCGCGCGUCCCGGUUUUGAACUUUGGGAACCCGCGUACGGCUCGACGGGUGGCAUCAACAAGCGCUGGCGGCCGGCCUCGGCACUACUGGUGGUGGAUUUUGUGGUGAGCAAACCUAGCAUGUGCAGUUGUUUGUUUGAGAAACUCAUGUCCUGGCGUAGGCUAAAUAUAUCAACGGGGAGCGCACCAGAGCAGAGUUCAGUUCUUGCAGAAGCUGCACAUUGGAGAUAUCAGGAGACUGAACGCAUCCUGCCAGAAGAGAUGAAUAACGAGGUGGCCUCCCUGGUUCCAUUAGCAUAA